AUGCGGGGGAACAAAACAGUGAGGUUCGACAAGGAGCCGAAGUGGCGGCCCAAGUUCCUCAAGUCGGCGAGGAUCCGGUCGGGGGAGAUCGACCCACCUCAGUGGGACACCGCCAGCAAUGUCGUAGACUGGGAAACCGUGGAGAUGGAGAUUCACCAGGAAUUGGGCCUCCUGUCGGAGGCAGAGUUCGAGGCUCUGACAAAGUUCGCCGGAUCAGCUGUGAAGGCUGAGUUGCAGGAGGUGCCGAGCCCGCUCGGCCACGACAAGAACUUUUUCAUCAUCACCUUAGAUGGGCUUCCCUGCACCGUUACCAACGGAAUGAGGAAGCUUUGUUGCAAGUACAGGUUCGGCCUGACAAGGGAGGACAUGCUUUUGCAAGCAGCGAAACAGCUUGUAGAAGGGCAAGGGAAAGCGGUUUUCAGCUACCACAGCGAGGAGCAGCUGAAGCAGAGACCGAAGGGACUGCAGACCGAGCAGCAGUUCAAGGAGCUCAAGUCCUUGGAGGGGCUGAAAGAGAAAGCCCAAAAGGCUGUGGCCAAGAGCGGUGCGCAGCCAGUCAAGGCCACUGGUGAUAGCAGUUCCGAGGCUGGUGACGACGAGGACGGUGACGGUCCCAAGGCAAAGAAGUUGAAAGUUCAGCAGUCGGGGCGACUGCAGAAGCUUGCCAAGCCCAAGAGGAAGGGGGGCAAGAAAGCACCCGCCGGCGCGGAGAUUGCCGUGGUUGACAACCCAGAGGGGGUCCCCAAACCUUUGGAGUCUGUGGUUGCGGCCCGUGGCAACACGCCGAAAUGCUUUACCAACUUGCACAUUGAUCGAAUUCUCAUGGGCGAGAAGUUGAUGAGGAGUGUGGAUGCAGUUGGGAACCGAGAAGCGAGAAAGAUUAUGGAUGACAUGAAGGCCCAGCGCCAGUUCCAAUGGAAAACUUUGCACAAACACAUCGAACUUUGCGAGAUGGCAAACGGAUUGGUUCACAACUCCAGCCAGAUCACUGCUCGAGAGUGCCGCUUGACCAUGGAAAAGUUGUUGUCGAAUAACAUCGAGCUGCCGUUCAACAUCCGUGUCCUGGGAACAGAGAAAAUCCUUGCGGGCACUUGGAGCGAGCUUUACCACAGCCCCCAGAGCACCUCUGCCCAGGACAUCACUCAGAUCGUGGACCAGAUGAUGAGUGUUCUGAUCAGCUGGCGACAUUGCAUGCCUGAGGACGCAGCUGAUGAGGCAGAGAAGAAGGGGAAAGAGGUGGACAUCUUCAGCUUCGACGACUUGGCGGCAGAGGUGAUGGCGGACAAGGAGGACACGAAGGACGAUGAGGAGGAAACCAAGACGCUGCAGGUCUUGGAAGAGGCUGGGAUGCUUUUGAGCUUUAAAGUCUUGGUGUCUUGA
Messenger RNA from Symbiodinium sp. CCMP2592, 1380 nucleotides. The record is from the annotation of a GenBank genome assembly. NCBI's taxonomy places the organism in Eukaryota, Dinophyceae, Suessiales, Symbiodiniaceae.